Molecule: messenger RNA, 1244 nt
Organism: Sardina pilchardus (European sardine)
Lineage: Eukaryota; Metazoa; Chordata; Actinopteri; Clupeiformes; Clupeidae
Gene: tmem109
Product: transmembrane protein 109
Exons: 3
Coding region: 352-1068 (238 amino acids)
Biological process (GO): intrinsic apoptotic signaling pathway in response to DNA damage by p53 class mediator; cellular response to gamma radiation
Source: RefSeq, a predicted model, not a curated record
CGAACUAUGGAAAAGAAGGAAAGUCAUUUCAGUUUCCAGACUCAAUGAAACUUGGUGUUAAAGAAAGGAAAUGUUGAGUAAUUGUUAAGUCGUAGUAUAGUGGAACCUCAUUUGUAGAUGGGGAACACAGAGAGAUAGGAUGGAUUUGUGACUCUUUGCAAUAGUUUUUGAGGGGAACAAGGUUGGCGUAGUGUAAUGGGCCAAUAGUUCAACGCCCAUCCAAUUUUCCAGUUACGCGGAACUGUUUGGCGUGUUGUAUGUAGCCUAAUUUUUGCCUUACAUGUUUUUGGUCUUGUUAAUCAAUGUGAAAUAGCCAACGUUACCUGAACGAACACCAGCUGCCUCCCUGAAAUGUUCAUACAAGAGGUCACAAAAUCUAAUUUGAGAAUGGCGAGAAUUCCUCGUAGAUGGAUGCUGCUAUAUGUAGUUUUGCAUGCGUCCAUAUCAUUUUGUUCGAGUUCAUCACCUCAAGAGGAUGGAAAGACGGAGACUCCAGGCGUGCUGCGAACUGUCCGAGAAGUUCUAUCGGACCUUUCCGUGGAUGCGCGCGGUUACCUGGUGUCCUUUGUCGGGGAACAGGCUGUGGAUACGUCUCUUCAGGGUAUUAGAAGCGCUGUCAAGUCGCUGUCAGAGGGUACAGCCAGCUGUCUGAAUAUUGUCUUUCAAUACAUCACAGAGCUGUUGAGCGCCACAGGAAUCAAAGUCCAACUACCCUUCAACAAAGUCACUCCAGAUGGAGUGCUCCUAGUCACUCAGUGGGCUCUUCUGGCGGUGAUUGGCUACUGGAUACUGUCCUUGCUCUUCCGAUUGGUAGCUGGACUAGUGAGGCGGGUCCUCUGGCUCCUGAAACUGGCUGGAGCCUUGGUGCUGUUUGGGCUGAUCCUGAGUGAUACGGAUGCCAGUAUGGAGACCACAGCAUUGAGGCUGGGAGGACUGGUGAUUGCCUGUGUGCUCCUGGGUGUGGGGCCCCGUAGUGGAGCGCAGGAUCACACAGGCCACCUGGAGGAGCAGGUGAGACGCCUGGAGAAGCGACUCCGAGAGAUGGAAAGCAGGAGAAAAAAGGAGUGAGUGUUGGAGUGAGAGUGGAGAGUGUUUGGAAAACUAAGAGGAUUGUGUGGUAAGAUGUUUUGAACUGUUGUCCAGUGCCAUUGCACAUUAAGCUGCUCUCUACACACUGCUCUAUGUCAAGAACAGUCGGGACCAUUUUUUAUAUAAUUUCUAAUAAAAUAUUUUCACAAUUCGUA